AUGGCGUUCAAAAUAUCCCGUGUUCAAAGGCUUAGCGCCGUGAUUGGAAUUUCACUUUGCUUCUUUAUUGCCGAGAUCUCUAUCGGAUUUUACACCCAUUCUCUCGCCUUGGUCGCCGAUGCUUUCCACUAUUUGAAUGACCUCGUUGGGUUCGCGAUCGCCCUCGCUGCCACAAUAGUUGCUGAGAAAAGCACCCCACCAAAAGCUCUCACAUUCGGCUGGCAGCGAAUACAGCUCCUAGGUGCAUUUUUUAAUGGCGUUCUACUUUUCGGUCUGGGCAUCAGCGUAUUUUUACAAUCUAUAGAGCGCUUCAUCACACUGCAGCGCGUCGAGGAACCGAAACUCGUCUUGAUUAUGGGAUGUGUUGGAUUUGGAUUGAAUAUCAUUAGCGUGUUAUUCUUACAUGAUCACGACCACGACCACGGACAUGGGCAUGGACAUGGUAACGGACACGGACACGGACACGACCAUAGCCAUGAGAAUAGUGAUAGUGCAGAGAACGGAGCGUCUGUUAGUCUUGUAGAUGAAAAGCAACUUACAUUUUUUCAGCAUGUGCACCACAAACACUACACGAAUACCAAAAAGUCUUUGUCAGGCAAGCAACGUGACCUUGCCAUGAUGGGCGUCCUGAUUCAUGUACUCGGUGACUGCGCAAACAACAUCGGCGUUGUCAUCGCAGCUGCGGUGAUCUGGUUUGCAAGCUACGGUGAGAGAUUCUAUGCAGAUCCCGCCGUGAGCAUGGGAAUUGCGAUGAUGAUUUUCAUUUCUUCAAUUCCACUAAUCAAACAAUCGGGUCUUAUUCUGCUUCAAAGUGCCCCACAGGGUGUUGAUUACGAUGAUGUGAAACAUGAUCUCGAAAGGAUCCCCGGCAUCCUCGCAAUCCACGAACUUCACAUCUGGCGUCUAAACCAGGAAAAGUCGCUCGCAUCCGCACACAUUGUCCUGGAUGGGGAGAUGAUGACCGAUUUCGAGAGCUUGGCGAAAACUAUCAGGGAAUGUUUCCACGAGUAUGGAAUACACUCGAUUACAUUGCAACCUGAGGCAUAUACACGACAGGAGGAGCCGAGGCCUGUCACAGCCGGACGUUGUACUGGGGCUGAUUCCAAGAAGGAUGGCGAAGAUGGGAAGAGGAGGACGAGUAUUGAGAGUGCUUUGAAUCGUUGCACAUCUGGUUGUGGAAGUUUCUGUGUAGAACUUACAUGUUGUCGUUGA
Messenger RNA from Penicillium verhagenii, 1212 nucleotides. RefSeq names its product cation diffusion facilitator family transporter. Gene Ontology annotation, cellular component: membrane. The record is from RefSeq and is a predicted model, not a curated record. Lineage: Eukaryota; Fungi; Ascomycota; Eurotiomycetes; Eurotiales; Aspergillaceae. Gene Ontology annotation, biological process: zinc ion transmembrane transport; intracellular zinc ion homeostasis. The transcript is spliced from 9 exons. The coding region runs from base 1 to 1212 and encodes 403 amino acids. Gene Ontology annotation, molecular function: zinc ion transmembrane transporter activity.